Molecule: messenger RNA, 1035 nt
Organism: Cyclospora cayetanensis
Lineage: Eukaryota; Apicomplexa; Conoidasida; Eucoccidiorida; Eimeriidae
Product: exosome complex component RRP41 homolog
Exons: 6
Coding region: 1-1035 (344 amino acids)
Biological process (GO): poly(A)-dependent snoRNA 3'-end processing; nuclear mRNA surveillance; U4 snRNA 3'-end processing
Cellular component (GO): nuclear exosome (RNase complex); nucleolus; cytoplasmic exosome (RNase complex)
Source: RefSeq, a predicted model, not a curated record
AUGUACAAAGCAGAGGCCGUCAACCCCUGUGGCUUUCGAGCCGACGGCCGUCUGGUGCACGAGUGUCGCCAGCUGCGCUGCCGUACUUCUGUCCCUCUGGCAGCAACGACUCCGCUUGCUGCUGCCGCUGCUGCUGCUUCUCCCGAAGGCGCAGUCCUUGCAACUGUGGGGGGUUCAGGGUGUCUCACGAGCUGUGACGGACGCGCUGUCGUGUCUCUUGGCUGUACUAAAGUUAUGGCCCUUGUCUAUGGACCGCAGCCGGCCAGCAGCAGCAGCAACAGUGGUAGUAGUAUUAGCAGCAGCAGCAGCUGGAGCGUCAGCAGCAGUGAUACCACGACACUAGCGCUCCAAAUGCUACAGGAGGGGAGGCAGGGGCAGGCAAGGGGGGAUCUUAAUGCCCCCCUUUCAGUGGUUUGUUCUGUAGGGUUUGUCGACAGCUGCAUCAGGCUGAGGUGCAUGUACACCCCAGACACGGCAGAAGUUGCUGCAGCCGUCCGGGCAGCAGCGGAGGGCAUCAUCCUGAGGCGUCUCUACACCCAAACUAAAAUCACUAUCUCUAUCCUAGUCCUCGCAGACGACGGAAGCAUUCUCUCAGCUUCACUUAUCGCCGCCUCUCUGGCGCUGGCAGAUGCGGGCGUUGCCAUGCGGGACUUGUUGCCUGCCUGCACAGUACUGCUCUUGCCGCAGCACCAGCCGCAGCAUCAGCAGCAACAGCAGCAGCACCAGCCCGUGUUGUUGCUAGAUCCAACAAACGAUGAGGCACGCACAGGGGGACCCAGCCUCACCUUGGGCGUCACUGCGCAAACAAACAGUAUUGUGGCGCUGCAACUCAGCGGAAAAGUCGACAAGGAAACGUUCGACAAAAUGUUUGAAAUGUGCUUGAGGGGAUGCUUUGCGGCGGCAGAAUGCAUGAAGGUAGGGCGGCUCUGUCUGGGGCAGACACGCAACUGCCGCAGCCUCAAAGUGGUCAUGUGUCACCAACAAGCUUCCUCACGAGCAUGUCCCAGGGAAACGUUUCAUUUAAUUAUGAUCUAA